AUGUUGUCAGGCAUCUUACUGCUGGUCAUCCAGUAUUUAGUGUAUCUACCUUUACCUGUGAAGAACGAUCUAUCAGUCCGAGCCGGAAGAAUCAAAACGAAACCAAGUGUUCGCUAUUACAGUGUAGAAUGGGAUUACACUACUCUUCUGUGUUACUGGGUGGAUCAGUGCCAAGAGACGGAACAAGCAUAUCUCACAAAUGGGAGCGGUCAGAAAAAUAGUGAAGUGCUGUGUGAUGAUGGAGGCAAGGUCUACAUUGUGGCAGCUGUUGUCGUGUUGACCUUUGUGUUGUGCUGGCUGCCCUUCCACACUGGCCGAAUCUUGUUUGCCUGGGCUGGAGGAGGAGGAGAGGAAAAAGAAGAAGCGGAUGAAGAGGAAGGAGAAAGAGAAGCCAAGUAUUAUCACCAAGUUUUAUCGCAGUACUUUAACCUCAUCACCAUGGUUUUGUUCUACCUGAGUGCCUCCAUCAACCCCGUUCUGUACAACAUUAUGUCUCAAAAGUACAGGGCCGCCAUGAGUAAAAUCUUCAGUCGAGGAGAAGAUCAGCAAUGCAGGAACUUGCCAAGGAGUGAGCAGUCCUCUCUGGAAGGCACAGAGAUGACUUAUUUCAUGUAAUAUAAACAAUCUGAAAUAACAAGACCUUGUCAGACCCUUCUAUCUAUUAAAAGACAAGGUCUCAGCACUCACCAAGUUCUGCUAGAAAUGCUUAUUAUAGUUUCACAUAUAAGGGUAUAUAGGACGCAGAUCGGCAAAUACCUUGCCUUCCUCAACUGAGAGUUUUUUUUAUAAAGCAAAAUUGACAUCUUAUAUUAGUGUGCAGUCUUCAGGGGCCCAUAUUUACGGGCCCCUAUGUAUGUCUUUUGGUCAGACUUUACCUUGGGAUUAGCCCUUAUAAAUUGCAAUGCUUAAAGGAGUACUCUGCUGCUCAGCGUAUUGAACAAACUGUUUCCGAACGCUGGAGACGAUCCCGGGAGCUCAUGGCGUCAUAGCCCCGCCCCUCAAUGCAAGUCUAUGAGAAGGGGCGUGACGGCUGUCUCCCAAAGACUUGCAUUGA
Messenger RNA from Hyla sarda, 1054 nucleotides. RefSeq lists its product as uncharacterized. Gene Ontology annotation, cellular component: plasma membrane. Gene Ontology annotation, molecular function: G protein-coupled receptor activity. Lineage: Eukaryota; Metazoa; Chordata; Amphibia; Anura; Hylidae. The record is from RefSeq and is a predicted model, not a curated record. Bases 1 to 615 code for a protein of 204 amino acids. The transcript has 5 exons. Gene Ontology annotation, biological process: G protein-coupled receptor signaling pathway.